AUGGCCGACCACCCAGACUUCUUCCGCCCCGCCGAAGAAGCGCUCUCGAGGUUGGCCAACUUCAGGACGCAGAAUCCUAUUUGCGUCAUGACCGCACCAGCAGGCCGCUCGUCCUCUCCGUCUCCUGGUUUGCCUUCCCCGUCAAUGUCGCCAAUCUUAUCUGUACCGCUGCAAUCGCCACCAACUGCGAUUUUUCCGCAGUUCCAGGCUUCGCCUACGACUAUUCCACCAACAACGUAUGGUCCUGCCUAUAAUUCCGUGCAUCAAGUUUCGCGAGCGAAUCACAUGCCGUGCCUUGGUACACAGUCGCCAUCCCCACAACCGUCACCGCCGCAAGCGUAUGAGCCGCUGGUGUAUCCCGAGCCGCUCGAAUGUAUGACCUAUACAAUGGUCUACGAUCGGGUUUAUCUGGUUCUCCGGGACAACCUGACCGAUUGGUGGACUAGGAACACAGACGCACUACACCAGGUUACAUAUCGGUUAACGGCCGCGAUAAUCGGUGGUGGUGUGAAAGGCAUGUUCGGCUCUAAUGGACUUCAAUCACUUUACCAAAUCGGUAUGUACACUGGCCGAGAAGGCAUCUACCGCUAUAUGUGCCUCGCCGUACAGUCAGAACAUGGUGGACUCACGAUUCUCCUCAAGGGCGACCUGUGCGAGAAGGAUGGAAAAGAUCCGACGCACGACAAGGAGUUGCUGGUGUUGUGCAAGGACGGCUUUGACAAGGGCGUCGCUAAGCUGUAUUCAAGCAUCGUCACGGAGGCUCAGAAGCAAUAG
Alternaria atra is the source of this 774-nucleotide messenger RNA. RefSeq lists its product as uncharacterized. Lineage: Eukaryota; Fungi; Ascomycota; Dothideomycetes; Pleosporales; Pleosporaceae. The transcript has 2 exons. The coding region runs from base 1 to 774 and encodes 257 amino acids. The record is from RefSeq and is a predicted model, not a curated record.